CGCCACGUCACUUUCUUGUCGUUUUCUCCCCGGGCCCCCCGCUCUCUUUCUCUCUCUACUCUGGAUAAGUACUGACUAUUCCCGGCCACACUCAGACCCAUACGCUGACUAACAAAUUUUACUCCGCCGCCGCCGAUCGAGACGAUGCUGGCUGUUUUUGAGCGGUGCAUAGCGAAGCCGCCGCCGGAGCUCGGCCGUCCGCUUGCGGCGGGGUUGCGGCCGGCGUGCAGGUCCAGGCAGGAGAUCGCUGCGAAUUUCCGGUCUCGGAGGCCGGACACCACGCUGUACAACCUUGCUAACGGCAACUUCCUCGGACUCACUCACGGCGGCGAAAAUCCUUUGUACCCAAGAUCCAUAGUGGUGAUGGAGGACAUAUUCUGCAUCUUCUCUGGGGUACUGGACAACACUUGUGACUUGAGGAGAUACUAUGGCCUCUCAAGGCAAGCCACAGAGGCCAGCAUUAUGGUGGAGGCUUACAAGGUCCUCCGGGAUAGGGCACCCUACCCUCCGGACCAGGUCAUCAAGGGCCUCGACGGCAAAUUCGCCUUCAUCCUCUUCGACUCCAAAGCCUCCACCCUCUUUCUCGCCCGGGACCGUGAAGGAAGCGUGCCGCUUCAUUGGGGAGUCGCGACGGAUGAGUCUUUGAUGUGUAGUGAUGAAGCGGAGUUUGUCAAUGCUGCUUGUGGGCAAUGUUACACUCCUUUUCCUCCCGGGUGCAUAUUCAUGAGCGAGAGCGGGCUGACGAGCUUCGACCACCCGAUGCACAAAGUGAAGGGGACGGUGCGGGAGGCGGAGGGAGGGGGGAUCGACGCCGUGAUUUUCCAGGUGGAUUUCUACACCAGACUCCAUAGCAUUCCCCGCCGCGGCAGCGCCUCCAACUGGGCCGAUGCCGCCCUUGUCGACGGAGAUCAGAUUAAUUAAUUAAUUACAGAACGAGUGGACUAUAUUGUUUUUGUUGUAACUUUUGUUGUGGUCAAGGCUUUUGCUGUACGAUAAAGCAUCUGGUGGUUA
Messenger RNA from Cuscuta campestris, 1011 nucleotides. Lineage: Eukaryota; Viridiplantae; Streptophyta; Magnoliopsida; Solanales; Convolvulaceae. The record is from the annotation of a GenBank genome assembly.